GUGAAUGUUUGCAGGGUGUAUUUAACAUGCCUAUAAUGUUUAUUUUGUUUUCAGCACGAUCGGUGGCUUUAUUCAUCAGUUUACGAUAAGUGGCCUUUUUGGUUAACGAUAUAAUGUUUGUAAAAAUACAGAUUUUCAGUAGGCCUACACUCACGUUUCCAUCGUCGUCGCAUUUAAAGGAUCAUUAAACGUAGACUGUAAUGAUCCGGUGCAAACGUUUCUUCACACGUUUAGUGUGGUAACUUUAUUCAGUUUAUUUUUUCAGCACGACCUCUUCCGACCCUAUCUAGCAACAUGCUUUCUUCUGAAGCCAAUGUUAUUGGAUUUAGGGCAGAAACAUUGUCUCUCAAAAUAACAUAAAAGAUAGAAGAAACUUGGGCAUAAUGUAUAGCGAGAAAUGGGCAACACUGGGAAGAUAAACACAGCGAGUGAUAUGCCAGAAACAAUACUUUUAGAAAGUAAAAAGUAUAGAAAAGUAUAAUAUUAAUUAUUAUGCGGCAACUGGUGCAUAUGGAUUUACCCUUUUCAUUUAUUUUAAUUUACUCUAUAAAGCAAGCAAGCAGCAAUUGAGGACGGUAAAGUAUUCAGUAAAAAAAAUAAUUGUUAAGAGGUUUGUUAUAAUUUUUAAAAACGUAUUACAUCAAAUUACGUAAAUAGCGCUAACGGGAAGUCAUCACUGCCAGAGUAUGUAACAUACCCCGUUAAAAAAUACUCCACAAAAUGUAGCCUUAGCUCGGCCAGUCAGGGCUCAUUCUGUGAUAAGCGUGUAAAAGCUUUGAUUAAUAACCUUUUAAAAGGCGGGGACGACGUGUGUCCCACAGAUUAUUCCUGAGGUACACUCGCAAUGAUACUUGGAAAUGUAUGCACUGUGCAUCCCAUGAAACAAAACCAACACAACACACAAUAGUAUACAGUUACCUUACAGGUGUACAUCUGUGUAUUGAAAUAAUAGUAUACAGUUACCUUACAGGUGUACAUCUGUGUAGAGAAAUUAGUAUUUUGAGCAGUAAUGUUCAGAAAUUCUAAAUCUUAUAUUUGUGACUUUUUUUUUUUUAAUAACUAUCUAGCCCGCAUUCCCAGUUAUAUUAUUAUUCUCAUCUGGAUGUAUCCGUCCUGGAUCAUUUUCCUAGCAUAGUACAACAAAGAAGAUUAGAAUUUACGUCAGGGACAAACCACGGUUUAAUCUGUAACAUUGCUUUAUAAUGUGCCACACGUCAGGCCUUUUCUUUUAAAAGCGGGCACAUAUCAAUAUUUCAGGAUUGUUAAUACAAUGAAUGGAGUUACUUUUACGGUCAUGCCUUUAUUGCGACACAUUAUUUAUUUAUCUUGCUGUUUUCCCGUGCAUCAUUUCACGGACCCGCUGCACAAUUUGCAGAGAUAAACUCUCGAGAUAAUCCUUAAAAACUGGGUUGCGGGAAAUCUGUCGAUUUAUUUUUUCAGUGGACAAACACGCACUACACUACAGGCAGGGCAAUGCGGCGGACCCAGGCAUCGCUGAGACCUCUCACAUUGCAGCAUCGCCGGGGUUAAUCUUACAGAAAGGCAGAGGAUCGCGUAUCCAAGACAUUUAUUUAAAAGCAUAUUGAGGUGUAAGCGAAACUGCUUCUAAUGUUACAGCGCUAUAACCGAGUGAGUAAAUCUAUGUUAUAUCUUGGGUCAGAAUAGCAGCUACACUUUGUAAACACGGCGAGUGGAGUGGAAGCGGAGGGGCUCACCAAUUAACUGCACGCUGUUACCACAGUAUACUAACUACAGUACACUACGUGGGUCCUGGUAAAUUGCUUUGUGUGUGUUUUUUCAGGAUCGAGAGAAGUGAUCUUGCUGAGCCUGUCUGGUGCUGACGAGUUGUGGAGGGGGGUGCACUUCUGCAGAAGUUAACAGUCACGAGAUAAUAUUUAUUCUUCAAGCGGGGAGAUGCAAGCCACUAUGCGGAAACGGCAAAACCCCGUGAUGUUGCAACGAUCUGUUUUUCACCAAAGCAGACACGGGUCACGUGAGUCAGAGUCAUCCAGUAAGAAGCCCCAGUUCCACCUGGACCUGUGGUUUUACUUCACUGUGCAGAACUGGCUGCUGGACUUUGGGCGCCCAAUCGUAAUGAUCAUUCUGCCGCUGGAGUGGUUCCCAUUGAACAAGCCCAGUGCUGGCGAUUACUUUCAUAUGACUUACAACGUCAUCACCCCUUUUCUUCUGCUCAAGCUUAUCGAAAGAUCUCCGAAAACGCUGCCGAGGUCGGCGGUCUAUGUCUGCAUAAUAAUGUUUGUGAUGGGAGCUAGCAUUCAUCUGGUGGGGGAUUCUGUCAAUCAUCGUUUGAUUCUGAGUGGAUACCAGCUACAUCUGUCCGUCAGAGAAAAUCCCAUCAUCAAAAACCUUAAGCCAGAGACGCUGAUUGACUCAUUUGAGCUGCUCUAUUACUACGAUGAAAGUUUAGGCCACUCAAUGUGGUACAUUCCGUUUUUCUUGAUACUAUUCCUGUACUUCACUGGGUGCUUCACUCACGCUAAGGAAGGGAAAGCAAUGCCUUUGUCUGCAUGGCUUCUUGUGGGACCAAGUGGCCUCUAUUACUGGUACCUUGUAACGGAGGGUCAGAUUUUCAUCCUGUACAUUUUCACGUUCUUCGCGAUGAUGGCUAUUAUAAUGCACCAGAAGCGCAAAGGCUUCGUCCUGGACAGCAAUGGGCUCUUUCUUUUCUACACCUUCUGCAUCACCCUCGCACUCAUCACAGUCUGGGUGGCUUGUUUGUGGAACGACAAGAUCUUGAGAAAAAAAUACCCGGGGGUUAUAUACGUCCCCGAGCCGUGGGCUUUUUAUACUUUACACGUGAAGGACCAGCAUUAGAACCACGAGCAGUGGCCUCUGUUCUCCAGUACAGCAGACUGGAUAUUUUGCUCACAACCCAGUACAUUAUUUCCUUCUGUGCAAAAGUAUUCUCAGGCUGUGCCAAGGACUGUACUUUUUUGGAUCAGCAAUUCUAGCAAGAGAUAGUUUAACUAGCUGAUGACUAGCAACCCACUCCCUGGUAAGCCUGCACUGUAUUAAAUAUGCAAUUAUUGUAAACUCCAGGAGCCAUGCUGUCUAGAGGAGCUUUUUUCUAGGACAGACUGAAUAAGUGCAAUUUUUUAAAUAUGCUUUAGUGGCUGUACAUUCAACUUCAGCAUCACUGGCUAUUUACAACACAGGUGUCGAUGUGAAGAAAGACAGAAGCUAUGCCCUAGAAUUCAGUAGUUAAAAAGCAGCAGUGUCCAUAUGCUCAUUUAGAAUAUUACGUAAACUAAAACUGAAAGAUAUUUUGUCUGCCUUCAUUAGUCAAAACAAACAGCAGUUUCCCCAUGGGUCCUCCUGGAUAUGUUAUAUAUUUCCUGCUUGAGCCUACAAUGUUAAUUGCGUGGCAGUUUAAUUCACAAUGUGACAGUGCAGCCAGAUUGCUUCAAGGAGGAAGGAAGCUUUGUAAACAAACUGGCAGGCCAACAAUGCCUGGUUUUUGACGAAGGGGUGUUUGCCCAGAAGUCUAACCGGUCGACUAAUGCAUUAAACAUUUAACGUGGGUCAAGCAAAAACAAACAUGGUGUUUUACUUCGGUAAAGUAUUUUCAUGUACUGUAGUGCCAUUUGAUAUUCUUUAGCGUGCCAUUCUCCUUGCUGAUGUCCCUCAUGCGCUGGCACGGCGCACAGGAACAGGAACAUAUAGGACAAAUAACACUGUGUAACAAUUUUUUUUUUUUUUUUUUUGUUCCUGGGUAGUAAGUGUUAUUUCCUAAUUGCUUA
This is a messenger RNA of Polyodon spathula (Mississippi paddlefish), 3761 nucleotides long. Its product is annotated as ceroid-lipofuscinosis neuronal protein 6-like. Lineage: Eukaryota; Metazoa; Chordata; Actinopteri; Acipenseriformes; Polyodontidae. The record is from RefSeq and is a predicted model, not a curated record. Bases 1915 to 2835 code for a protein of 306 amino acids. The transcript is spliced from 7 exons.